AUGCGAACCGGUCGCUGUGUGUCGCCAGCUCCUCUGGCGAGUAGUAGCACUGAUGUGGGACCACGGGCGCCACGCCGGUCUGGCAUCUCGCGGUCCGAUUUGUGCGGCUGCGGCUCGGUGAGGGGGCUGGAGAUGGAAUUGGAUUUCUGGCCGUACGAUCGCCAUCGUGCGGCUCACCCUCAGCUCGAUGCGAUUCCUCUGCUCUCCGCUGUUCCGUUCGACUUCUGCUCGCUGCCUCUUCCCUUUCCCGAGUUCCAUCUUCCUCUUCACUGGUACUACCAAGGACAUCUGCCUCCUCCCUAUGAGAGGGGUCGCUGCGCUCCUCCUGGUCGAUAUCUUCGAUUAUCCUUCUUAAAGCCUGUCGUCCCGCCACCUGGAAAGCAUUCUCUGGUCCGCCCCCCACACGACUCGCUGCUCCUCCCCCGCAGCCUCUACCCCGUCCACUCCGCAAUGGUGAUCGAAGGCUGGCUUGAGCCAGAGCGUGUUGUCGUUGCGUCUGCGGGUUCCGGUAGGUCGCCGGCAGUGUCUGGCUCGGUGACUGUCUCGAAGAAGCCGCCAUUGCCGUCUGCACUGAAAACGCCUCCCUCCGUGCUGGAGCCCCUGAAUCCGCCAGCGCCGGCUCCACCUGCCGCAGGGCCUCAUCCUCCCGCUGCGGCUGCUCCUCACGCGCACGCUCCUGCGGGGCCUGCUCCCGUUGUCCGUGUUGCUCUUGUUGCUCCCGUUGAGUCUCCAGUUCCCGUUGUCGUUGUUGAUGCCCCCCCGGGCGCCCUGAUCCUCGAUGCGCCGCAUGUCUCUGUCGCCCUGCCUGCCCCGGUUGCUGCUGUUGGUUCGUCACCGCACGCGGUGUCCGCCACCACUGGCGGCCCGGGGCCGGGGGAGGUGGGGGGGGGCGUUCCGCUGUCGGCUCCCGUCCUACCGACUGCGGCGACAUCGGUGCCGCCCCCGGACGUCCAGGCGGUUCCUGAUCCUGCGCCGCUCACUGCUGGCUCAGCGUCAGCCUCAGCCGUUCCCCCUCCCCCAGCUCCCUCUGCAUCUGCCGCUGCUCAUGGGAACCGGAUGCGCCUGCCGUGGGUUCCUCCUGUGGCGGGUAUGGAGUUUGUGACCGCGGCUGGGGGACCAGUGACGGGGCAGUAUCCCUCCCUACUGCCUGUUGCUCCUGCUCCUCCGGCCGCAUCGGUGCCAGUACAGUCACUGGUGGGGCCCACUCCGUCAGUCGUGGUGCCGGAGGCGUCGCUGGGGCAGCUAUGGCGCCUCUCUGAGGGUCUGCGGGCAGUGCACCUGAUUCAGGUAUAUGGUCACGCGGCUCUCUCCCAGGGUGUUCAUCUGGACCCUGGCCCCCGGGACGAGUGCCUGGAUGCCGCGGAUCGGCUGGCCGAGCUCCUGGCGCCCGUGUUGGCUGCGCCCGCGCAGGGUGGAGUUGCGGGCGUUGGACAGCUGGGGACGGCGGUCCGUGGUUUGCGCUGGUUUUUGCGCGCGGACUCUGCCGGCGACUUGAUCGGCGCAAGGACAGUGGUGGUGCGCGAGCUUCAUCGUUCUCUGACGGGUCUUCUCGCCUUCCUUGACGCGGAUCAGAUGUAG
Closterium sp. Naga37s-1 is the source of this 1578-nucleotide messenger RNA. The record is from the annotation of a GenBank genome assembly. NCBI's taxonomy places the organism in Eukaryota, Viridiplantae, Streptophyta, Zygnematophyceae, Desmidiales, Closteriaceae.